Gongylonema pulchrum is the source of this 1077-nucleotide messenger RNA. Lineage: Eukaryota; Metazoa; Nematoda; Chromadorea; Rhabditida; Gongylonematidae. The record is from the annotation of a GenBank genome assembly.
AUGACUACCGAUAUAGCGGUGCGGGGCCACGACUACAGUGGUCGAAUCGAGGACUACGAGGAGUACGAUGAGAAUUCGUCCGCUCGACUCUUCGAACGUUCCCGUAUCAAAGCUUUGGCUGAUGAGCGCGAGAAUGUGCAGAAGAAGACAUUCACGAAGUGGGUCAAUUCACAUCUGGUGCGAGUGAACUGCAAAAUACAUGAUUUAUACAUGGACAUGCGCGACGGCAAGAUGCUCAUCCGACUUCUGGAAGUGCUUUCUGGCGAGCGACUGGCAAGUGCCCUUUCACUGCUCCUUCUCUCCCAGGCUCACUGCCUUGCUCCGUCUCUCUUCCUGCGAGACCAGCACGUUCACUUGGAAAAUCUUGGGUCACAUGACGUUGUGGAUGGCAACCCACGACUGACACUGGGCCUCAUCUGGACAAUCAUUUUACGAUUCCAGAUCCAAGAUAUUACAUUCGAGGAUGCAGAUAAUCAGGAGACCCGUAGUGCAAAGGAGGCCCUGCUGCUGUGGUGCCAGAUGAAAACAGCUGGAUAUCCGAAUGUGAAUGUUCGUAAUUUCACCACUUCGUGGCGUGAUGGCUUGGCCUUCAAUGCUCUCAUCCAUAAGCAUCGUCCUGAUCUCAUUGAAUACGAAAAGCUGCAAAAAUCCAAUGCUCUCUACAAUCUUGGCAAUGCAUUCGACACUGCUGAGCAGCAGCUUGGACUCGUCAAAUUUUUGGACCCGGAAGAUGUGAACGUGGACAUUCCGGAUGAAAAAUCCAUCAUAACCUAUGUUGUCACAUACUAUCAUUAUUUCAAUAAAAUGAAGCAAGAAACUAUUCAGGGGAAGCGAAUUGGAAAGGUUGUAAAUGAGCUGAUGGAAAAUGAAAGAAUGAUUAACGAAUAUGAGCGACUGUCCAGUGAUUUGCUGGAAUGGAUCCGACAAACAAUUGAGUCUUUGAAUGCCCGUCAUUUCGUCAAUUCACUGAGCGGUGUGCAGAAGCAGCUUGCCGAGUUCAACAACUACCGCACUCAAGAGAAACCACCGAAGUUGGUUGUAAUAUAUGCUUACUUUCGAUGCAUCCGCUGUUUGUGA